Hevea brasiliensis (rubber tree) is the source of this 836-nucleotide messenger RNA. Its product is annotated as histone H2AX. The record is from RefSeq and is a predicted model, not a curated record. Gene Ontology annotation, molecular function: DNA binding; structural constituent of chromatin; protein heterodimerization activity. Bases 291 to 713 code for a protein of 140 amino acids. Gene Ontology annotation, cellular component: nucleosome. The transcript has 2 exons. Lineage: Eukaryota; Viridiplantae; Streptophyta; Magnoliopsida; Malpighiales; Euphorbiaceae.
UUUCAUACGACGCCGUUUUUUAUCCAUCACACAGUCGCGAAGCAGAAGCGCGAAAGCGAAGCAAAAGAAAAGCACAAAAUUUCCCGCCGGGAACCUAAUUCGAGUGCCACGUUUGCAAUCCUUGGGAAGCCGAAUCCACCAAUCAGAUCAACCCUAUACUUCCUAUAUAUACCCAAACUCUUCCAUUCUUCAAAAUAGUGGUGCGUCUCUCAUCUUCUCUGCUACGCUUUCACUGUGUGCGAAACAAAAAUUAGGGUUUGCGUUUGGUUAUAAUUUUGAGAUUAGUGAAAAUGAGUUCUACUGGGGGAUCAACGAAGGGAGGGAGAGGAAAGCCUAAGGCGUCAAAGUCUGUGUCGCGCUCGCAGAAGGCUGGGUUGCAGUUCCCUGUAGGGAGGAUCGCUAGGUUUCUAAAGGCCGGAAAGUAUGCUGAGCGUGUUGGUGCUGGGGCUCCCGUCUACCUCUCUGCUGUCCUCGAGUACCUUGCUGCUGAGGUAUUGGAGCUUGCUGGGAAUGCAGCGAGAGAUAACAAAAAGAACCGCAUUGUGCCGAGGCACAUUCAGCUUGCAGUAAGGAACGAUGAGGAGCUGAGCAAGCUUCUAGGCUCUGUAACCAUUGCCAAUGGUGGUGUACUGCCUAACAUUCAUCAGACUCUUCUUCCCAAGAAGAUUGGCAAGGGCAAAGGUGAUAUUGGAUCUGCUUCUCAGGAGUUCUAGGCCUUUUCCUUGGUCUCGGAUUGUUUUGCUUAUGGAUUCUACAGUUGUAAAAUAUUCUUUUUUGGUUUUUCUACUUGGAAUACAGUGGUAUCUUUUUGAGUAAAGAGGAUUUUGAUUAUUCUA